Messenger RNA from Trypanosoma conorhini, 804 nucleotides. RefSeq names its product 4-oxalocrotonate decarboxylase. Gene Ontology annotation, molecular function: 2-oxopent-4-enoate hydratase activity. Gene Ontology annotation, cellular component: cytoplasm. The coding region runs from base 1 to 804 and encodes 267 amino acids. The transcript has a single exon. The record is from RefSeq and is a predicted model, not a curated record. NCBI's taxonomy places the organism in Eukaryota, Euglenozoa, Kinetoplastea, Trypanosomatida, Trypanosomatidae.
AUGUUUUCUCAUACCUUGAGACGUUUAGCUGUCUCAAGGGUGGCAAUUGAGAGUUACAUGGAUUAUCUUCGAAAUACGGACAGGGAUUUGCCUGCUCUUAGCGAAAUUCUACCGCGACAUCAGGCGAAUUCUAAAGAUCUUCUACAGUUUCAUUCACUAUUAUCUGAAGUAAUGCAGGAAAACGGCUUUAAUUUUAUGGGUAUCAAGGUAAUACCUCCUUCUUCAACUGCUUUACAAUGUUUGAGAUGGACCGACGCGGUUUGUGUUCCGAUGUUUUCAAAUGCAUUUCAGCAAUCGGAUUUGUCAGUCAAGCAACAUCGGAUUCAGUUUAUUGAGCCUCUCUUUGUUUUACGGUUGGGCCGUGAUGCGCCAUCUCAGUUGUCUGUAACCGCAGCAGCUGCCGUGUGUGAUGUAUUUCGUCCAGGGAUCGAGCUUACUGGUUCACGGUUUCCCUUUUAUCCUCCGCAUGCAACGGGAUUUGCUGCAGAUUUAGGUGGUUGUAUUGGUGUCCGUCUUGGUGAGGAAACUGCGCUGGCUAAUACGCCGUUGGACAUACUAGGAAAUCAUUUUUUUGUAAUGACGAGAAAAAAUGAACCCAUCCAGGUUGGUUCUGGGAAAAAUUGCCUGGGAGACCCUUCUGCAGCCGUAGCCUUGGCAGUAGCCUACGCGGCUUCUAUCGGGAAGCCUCUUCGUACUGGAAACUAUGUUUUUUGUACUGGAGUGGGAACACGUUCCCCUGCUAUGCCAGGCGAAUAUCAAGUGAAUUAUGGUGUGUACGGUAGUGUGUCCUGCUCCCUUUCUUGA